GUCUAAAUUGUAGACGCAGCGCACCGCUCGCCCUGGGGUCACCACCGAAGCUUCCUGGUGGAGCCCUGCUCUGCUGAGGUCGCUCUUCCAGCACGGAACUCACCACCAAAAAGAGACGGCGCCCAGCUGGCGCCCGCCCCGGGCACAUUGCAGUAAAUGCCUGGCAGCGACUUCUCGCUUCUCACUCCUCCUACCCCAUCGACCCUCUGCUGCCGACCUUUACGCCAAACUCCGGCGCGCCGCGAGACUCGCGUCCUCGCGGUCCCCGAGGGGCCCCACCCCUUCCCGGUUCUAACCUGCGACCUGGCCAGAGGCAAGGUGAAUGGGAAGAUGGAGAUGGAUGUUGAGGGAGUUUCUCCGCGCCCGGAGCCCAUCCCCCGCUCCCAGGGGGUUGGCGGAGCCUGCCAGGCGCCGCCACAGCCGCCCCAGCCCCAGCCGCCGCCGCAGCCGCUGGCUCAGGAUGAACUGCCCGGCGAGAGUGCCGGAGCUGAGGACAGCGACGAUCCCGAGACGAGACCCAACGGCGAGAAAGGAGAGAGCAAGAGAACGUCAGCCAAGUCUUCAGGUGCUCCUUCCUAUAGCAGAUGGUCCAGUUCACAGCCACAUCAGUCUAGCUCUACAGUGAGAGCCUAUCAAACUAGUAAGUCACGAGUGACCAUGAGCCCUGGCUUCAGCUCCCAGUGGAACAGCAGCCAGCCAGCCUGGAAUACCUACUCCUUUCCAAGAGCAAGCCUGCACUACCAGUCCCAUGCCAGCUAUACCUACUGUACUGGACACCCUGCUAACACAUGCACAGGACUCCCAGAAAAUGAAAGACCUUUGAAAGUGAAUCACACAUGCCUCUCAUAG
This is a messenger RNA of Cebus imitator (Panamanian white-faced capuchin), 849 nucleotides long. RefSeq lists its product as uncharacterized. The record is from RefSeq and is a predicted model, not a curated record. NCBI's taxonomy places the organism in Eukaryota, Metazoa, Chordata, Mammalia, Primates, Cebidae. The coding region runs from base 157 to 849 and encodes 230 amino acids. The transcript is spliced from 5 exons.